Messenger RNA from Coffea eugenioides, 2697 nucleotides. RefSeq lists its product as uncharacterized. The record is from RefSeq and is a predicted model, not a curated record. Gene Ontology annotation, biological process: DNA integration. The transcript has 3 exons. Gene Ontology annotation, molecular function: RNA-DNA hybrid ribonuclease activity; nucleic acid binding. Lineage: Eukaryota; Viridiplantae; Streptophyta; Magnoliopsida; Gentianales; Rubiaceae. Bases 1 to 2697 code for a protein of 898 amino acids.
AUGUGUGUAGAUUUCACCGACCUCAACAAGGCCUGCCCCAAAGAUUGCUAUCCUCUGCCGAGGAUAGACGCCCUCGUCGACUCGGCGAUGGGGUAUGUAGUCCUCUGCUUCCUAGAUGCCUUCAAAAGGUAUCAUCAAAUAGGAAUGAGUGAGGAGGACCAAGAGAAAACGGCGUUCUACACCGACCGAGGUACUUAUUGUUACACUACCAUGCCCUUCGGGCUAAAGAACGCCGGGGCGACCUACCAAAGGCUGAUCAACCGACUCUUCAAGAAUCAGAUCGGCCGCAAUGUGGAGGCCUAUGUGGAUGAUAUCCUCGUCAAAAGUCUCGCCACUUCAUCCUUUCUGUCAGACGUGAGGGAAGUCUUUGGUGUCCUGCGAGACUCGAGGAUGAAGUUGAAUCCCAAGAAGUGCGUCUUCGGCGUCACCUCGGGAAAAUUCUUGGGAUAUCUGGUUUCCCACCGGGGAAUCGAGGCCAACCCCGACAAGGUCAAGGCCAUUCAGGACAUGUCCCCACCUCGGAACGUCCGAGAAGUCCAACGGCUGAAUGGACGCCUGGCCGCGCUGAAUCGCUUUCUGUCCCAAUCAGCUGAGAAAGCUCUGCCCUUCUUUAAGGUGCUCAAGAAGGCUGAUCAGUUUGCCUGGACAGAAGAGUGCCAGGCUGCUUUCGACAAGCUGAAGCAAUACCUCCAUCACCUACCCACUCUCGCUUCACCUCGGCCUAAGGAGAAGCUCUACCUCUACCUCUCCGCAGCCGACGAGGCUGUCAGCGCUGUUCUUAUCCGGGAUGAGGGCACCCAAGUGCCAGUCUACUACGUCAGCCGAGCUCUCCGCGGGCCGGAGACUCGAUACACUCAGGUGGAAAAACUGGUGCUGGGGCUAGUCCACGCAGCUCGGCGAUUGAAGCCCUACUUCCUUGCUCAUCCCAUCUCCGUCAGGUCCGACCAGCCCAUUCGGCAAAUAUUGGUGCGACCCGAGGCUUCCGGUUGCCUUACCAAGUGGGCUGUCGAGUUGGGAGAAUAUGACCUGUCAUAUGAGCCCCGCACUGCCAUAAAAGCUCAAGCCCUAGCUGAUUUCCUGGCCGAGCUGACCUUCACGGAAGGUCCAGAGUCCACAUCCGCCAGUGCCGAGGGAGCUGGACUGCUCCUGGAAGGACCUCAGGGGGAAGUGUGCUCUUACGCCCUCCGCUUUGGCUUCCCAGCCACCAAUAAUGAAGCCGAGUACGAGGCCUUAAUUGCUGGACUCCAGCUGGCCCGUAGGCUCGGCGCCCAGCAAAUCCACGUUCGCAGUGACUCCCAACUCGUUGUACGCCAAAUUCUUGGUGAAUACGAGGCCAGGGAUGAGACCAUGCAACUGUACCUCUCCAAAGUUCACCAACUCACCGCGUACUUCGAGUCUUUCGAAAUCCAAAGAAUACCCCGGUCCCAGAAUAAGCGAGCCGACGCCUUAUCCCGGCUGGCUUCCACAUCAUUCUCUGACCUCAACAAAAUAGUCUUGGUGGAAGUCCUGAGUGAACCAGGAUACGUGGAAGAGGUGGCCUGCCCCGUGCACUCUGAAGAAACCUGGAUGACCCCGUUCAUCCUUUUCUUGGGUCAGGGAGCCCUCCCCGAAGACCGAGCCGAGGCGAGAAAAAUACAGCGCAAGGCAGCUCGGUACGCUCUCCGCGAUGGAGAGCUGUACAAACGCUCCUACCUCGGCCCAUGGCUGAGGUGUGUCACUCCCGAGACAGGACGCGACGUCCUCCACGAGAUCCACGAAGGCCUGUGUGGGGCUUACGUCGGCCACAGAAUGCUAGCCAAAAAGGCUUUGCUUCUUGGAUAUUUCUGGCCCUCAGUUCGGCAAGACGCCCAGGACCUCGGGACAGACAUCAUAGGUUCUUUCCCCAGAUCCGUCGGGGGUUAUACCUUCCUGGUAACCGCUGUGGAUUACUUCACCAAGUGGGUUGAGGCCGAGCCUCUGAGGACCAUCACCGGGCUGGCAAUUCAAAAAUUCUUUUGGAAAUGCAUCGUCUGCCGCUUCGGCAUACCUCAGGUCAUCAUCUCGGAUAAUGGAAGGCAAUUUGCCGAGAACCCCUUUAAAACUUGGUGCACAAACCUCGGCAUCAAACAACAUUUCACUUCGGUAGGCCACCCCCAGGCCAACGGUCAAGCAGAAAACUUCAACCGAACUCUCUUGCAUGGCCUCAAGACCCGACUACACCGAGUUGGAACAUCUUGGGUCGAAGAACUCCCCAGUGUCCUGUGGUCUUAUCGGACCACUCCGAGGUCAGCCACGCAAGAGACCCCCUUCUCUUUGACCUACGGAGCCGAGGCUGUCAUCCCUGCCGAGAUCCUUACCCCCAGCCCUCGGCUGGCAGCCUAUGCCGCCGAGGUGAACAACGAAGAGAGACAGCUGGAUCUCGACCUCGUCGAGGAACGAAGGGACCUCACCUCAGCCCGGAUAGCUUCCUACAAGAACACACUGGCACACUAUUACAAUGCCCGCGUCAGACACCGUAGAUUCCAGCCUGGAGACUUGGUUCUUAGAAAAAACUCAGUCAGCCGAGCUGAACCACAAGGGAAAUUAUGCCCGAAAUGGGAAGGCCCUUACCGAGUUGUGGAGUCUGACCUUAAGGGAUAUUGUAAACUGAGUUACCGAGAUGGCUCAUUAGUGCCGAGGUCUUGGCACGCCGAGAACCUCAAAUUGUAUUAUGCUUGA